UAAUGCCGGUAGCCUUACUUUACGCCUUUUACUUAUAAUACUGAAGUUGUAUUUGAUUCAGAAUAUUAUUUAUUAAUAUUCUACGUUAUGUAAUGACGGAACUUUCAUGUAACCGAACAAUUUUUUUCUGUUUAUAUUGGUCGUUUUUUCACUAUUCACCGCCAAAACAGGAAGUUGACAUGUGGUCUGCUGUUUACAUUUUGGCAGACCGGUUGGAAAGAGCAUAUUGAUCACAGAGUUGAUGUCAAGCCAAGCAAAACUAAACGAUGAAAACCACAAUUUUUCCUCUCCUUUUUGUGACUGCAUUUAUUCAAAUCUCAUUAUCGAAAAAGAAAGAUAGUUUCGGUGUAAGAGAAUUUUUAGACAAAGAAAAGAAGAAGUUUACGGCACCUUGUCCAAAAAAGAUAACAUCAAGCAGCAUCAACCGUUUAAGGUGGACAGCGGAGACUGACCAAGCAAUAUCAUGCAUACUUGUUGCACUGGAUGCCAAGGAAAAUGAUGGAUUCCAGUGGUCUGCACUUGGUACACUUUACCAGAGGAAAGGUCAGACAUCUCAAGCGGUCUCCUGUUUCAAACAUGCAUCAAAACUGUCUGGAAAGGUCAGCCCAUUUGUUACCUCCUGGGAUUUUAUUGGACCAUUUGUCAUAGGAAAAAUGGAGCUUGAUGGUGAUCCACUGGAACCGUUUGGUGGUGUUUUUGAAGUUUCCAAAAAAAGGAACAACAAAAAUAUUAAAUUUUUCUCUGAGUUGGUUCCUGGAGGAGAAAUAAAAUGGAAAUCAUUCAAGCAGUCAGUUGCUGGUGAAACCAUUAAAAUAAGCCCACAAGUAAACUGGAAUGACUUGGUAAACUCCCUCAGUUCCAUCGGGAUUACUGAAUGGCAGGGUUGGGUAGUAGGGGAGUUUGCUGUGAAUGAGAAAGACCAGCUGGUGGUGUUCCAGUGUUUGGAUGUCCACACAUUUUAUAUUGAUGGCAGACCAAUGACAGGAGAUGUAUACCGUAGGGAUGUGUUCUGGACCACUACACACUUGUCGCAGGGUGUCCAUACAAUCUACAUUCGCCUACGCUCGAAAGUGUCUGCAACUUUCAAGUGUUCCAUAAAGAUACCUGAAUCUAGCCUUGAAAUUCUCCCUUCUCACUUCCUUCCUGAUCUUGUAAAUGGUCACCUAUUUGGUAAACAUGUUGCUGUUCCAAUGACAAAUAACCAUCAUUCUAAAUGGGUUCGGGUUUCCAAGGUAUCUGUGACUGACCAGUCAGAAGGACAUGUACUGAGGAGUCAUUUGCUCCAUCCUGUUAAUAUUGCUCCAGGUCAAACUGUGUCGGUCCUAUUUUCAUUGGAGACUGCCGAUAACGGGAUUGUGUUGACAAGGUGCACCACUUUAAAUGUGAUCCUGUCCAUUACCACAUCAAUGGGGACCAUACCCUUCAAGGUCAAUCUCCGCUGUAGGAAGCCCGGAGAGUCCUUCCUCUUUACAUUUUUAGACCAUGAUGGAUCUGUGCAGCAUGCAGCAGCCAUAGCUCCUAUUAGUGGCUGUGGAGGUGCCGCCUGUCCUACCCUUCUCACACUACACGGCACCACUGUUCCACCACAGAACCAGGCUGACAGCUACAAGGUGAUGAGGAAUGGAGAAUAUGUAUUUGGAAUCCCACAUGGUUGGUUGCUGGCUCCAACAAGACAUGGUGCCCACAACUGGGAGGGUCCUGGCAGUCUCACGGCUAUAGCAGCUCUGGACAGACUGGUAUCGCUAACUCAGUCCUGUGAAUGGAUCACUGAAAAGGCAGACAACUCUAGGGUACUGUUUGCUGGUCACUCUAUGGGUGGACAUGGAGCAUGGCACCUAGCCACACACUUCCCUGACCGAGCCCUCGGGUUGCUGUCACUUGCAGGAUGGAUCAAGAAGGAGGAAUAUGGUGACAGCAACCUUUUCUUCAGGCAUGAUUUAGCCACAAGUCAUGUUGAUCCUGCCACCAAAUCUGUGAUGGAGGCCUGUAUAGCGGAGAACGAUGCUGAUAGACAUGUCACCAACUUACAGGACAUCCCUGUGUUCGCCAGGAUUGGUGCAAAUGACCGCACUGUUCACCCAUUCUUCAUGAGAAGGAUGUACCGACUACUGAGCGAGAUACAAGUCAUGAUCAACUAUACAGAACUGCCAGACAAGGAACACUGGUGGUGGGACACAUGGGAAACCAAUGAUGGCGGGGUUGUGAAUGACCGACAACUGAGGGAGUUUACAGAUAGUAUUACCCAGACAGAUGCCAGCUGUGAUAGUGAGGGCUGUGACCGUGCAAAGGACAAUAAAUAUACAUUGAAGAGGGAGGAAAAGUUUAUCUACACCUGCUACAACCCAGCCCUAGGGGAGGGUCUCAAUGGUUUACAGAUCAUCCAGCAGAGGGCACCACUUCGCCUCAGUACAAUAGAAGGAUUUACAAAAAAUGACCAAUUUUGGCUGAAGACAACCAAUGUUCGAUCUUUUUUGAUGAUGGAACCGAAGAUAAGAAGGAUGGAGUGGAAAAACAAAGUGCUCAAGAUUGAUGACACUGUUGUGGACAUUCAAGAUACAAACAAGUUUGAGACUGAUGGUGUGCUUUUUUGUAAUAAAAAAGGUGAUUGGGUACAGUGUGAUGUGGAAGGGAGAAAGGCCACGACCUAUGGACCUGCAAGACGAGUAGCAGAGCGACCAUUCGUUAUUGUUAUAGAUAUGGAUUCUGAGUAUGGCGUUGAGAUCCAGAGUCUGGCUGUUUACAUCGCUAAUCUGUUCUUCCUAACAUCUGAUACAUUCGCUCCCAUAGUGAGACUAAGUGAUGUCACAGACAAAACCAUAGAUGAAAGUAACCUGAUUAUCUUAAGCCUGUUACCUACCAUACUUGGAGCGUUAGAAUUGCUUCCUGACCUAACUUCAACAGAUUCAGUGAUAAAACUUGGGGAUUGUAAAUUUGCUGAGCCUCGGAGUGGUCUGAUGACACUUGCCCCUCACAAGACACAGAAGGAUGGCUUGGUGAUGUUCCUGUCAGCUAACUCUAUAGAGGGUCUGAGGGAUGUAGUGUCUCUAGCCACACCUACCAUUCCUCCCAUGACAAGGUCACCAUUUUCCAAUCUACUGCCCGACUAUGUGGUGACAGGGCCAGACUUUGGAUGGAAAGGACCUGGUGGAUUUCUGUGUGCAGGUUUCUGGGGAAAUCACUGGGAAUAUCGACCAGAUUUGUCUUCAUGUGUAUGUCAUAGUUAGUACAGGUUACAGUGUACUCAUAUGUAGAACAUUCUCUGGAUAUUGUCUCAUUAUUUAAUUGACCUGAAUUAGGUUGUUACUUAUUAGUCAUAUUAUAACAUUUUGUCGUUACAAUGAAAGAUAAAUGAAUAUUUGCUGUAAAAGUAACAAGAAAAAUUUGACUCUGAUAUCUCAAUACAUAUGCAAAUUGGUAAUCUAUUCUGUUGAUUCAGUAAUCUGUGGGCCUGCAGUAGAUUUAUUCUUUUACCUUUAAAGGGUAACUGUUAAAUUUUAAUGAUAGAGAAGAAUGUUUAUAGGUAUUGGCACGAAAUUAGAUUAGUUAUCUAAGUCUGUGGUAUUGGUAUUUGAUUGCAGACAAAAUAGAGCCUAAUAAUGUCAAUAGUUGUACACUUCGAUACUUAAAAAUCCUUCACUUUUCAUUAAGGAUGCUAUAAAAUAGAAAAGCUUAGGGUUAACUUAAACAGAACGUAAUGUAAAUAUAACUGAUGUCAGAUCUAUCUGCCUGAAAAUAUUAAUAUUUACUGUCAUAAUUCCAGGCAUUCACAGCCAACAUAAAAAUAGAAAGAAAAAAAAUUGUUGUAGAAAACUUCAGUCAUAUAUUGUCAAAGUACAGGUGCUCUCUCAUUAUUAAUAUAGCAGGAAGGUUAUUGUGACAUGACAUUUACUACUCGGUGGUGGUGGUGGUGGUCUUGUGGAGUUUGGUACAUGUAUGUGUACUUGCUAAUAUGAUAAUCUUAAUUGGAUGAAUGUGUAUAUGACAUUUUGAUACAUUUGUAUAUACUACCUUACACUUAUGACUGUGAUUUGUGUUGGAUUCACCUCCCAUAUGAAGCAUUAGAUUAGCAUUACCUAAUAAUGAAGAGUUUGCCAAGAUUUAUACCCAAGAAGCGAAGUCUGGUCUGGAUUUGCCUGGAGGUAUGGGGGAGUUACCUGGAUGCUGGGUGUCUUAUCUGUUUUUAAAAAGUGAAGAAUACAGUAAAAGUAGGAGACAUGGUAGUCUAGUGGUACGACGCCGGGCUCAUGACCGAAGGGUUGCGAGUUCGACCCACGUCACGGCAGUGUGUCACCCUCUGCCUGUGAGAUUUUGCUGUUAUAAAGUUGUUUAGCAAUAUAUCUUGGGAUAUUAAUAAUAAAGAUAUUGUUUAAAAACCGGAAAAGAGAGUGCUGCAUAUGUUUCAUUGUAAUUCUUAACGUUUAUCUGUAUGCAAUAUAGUUGUUACCGAUGCAAAUAAUUGUUAAUUUGCAGAGUGAUUUCCCUUUUUAAGCAAAACGGUCUUGUUCAUGUAACUUGUCCCUCAUGUGUGUUCAUCAUUUUGAAAUCUGGUAGGGUUCAUCACCACUCAUUCUCUAGUAAUUGCAUUUUUUUAGAAAUGUAGUUUUUUACUAUUACUGCCUAUUUUAUAACAUCCUGUCAUUGAUAUAUGUCAUUGAUUGACUUUAAACUCAUUCCAAUUUUUCAAUAAAAUAUUACUGCA
Messenger RNA from Mizuhopecten yessoensis (Yesso scallop), 4699 nucleotides. RefSeq lists its product as uncharacterized. The record is from RefSeq and is a predicted model, not a curated record. The coding region runs from base 267 to 3224 and encodes 985 amino acids. The transcript has 15 exons. Gene Ontology annotation, molecular function: protein binding. Lineage: Eukaryota; Metazoa; Mollusca; Bivalvia; Pectinida; Pectinidae.